AUGAGAAGCGACAACGGCUGCUGGACGUGCCGCCUCCGACGCAAGAAAUGUGGGGAAGAACGCCCCAUCUGCGAGGCCUGUGCGGCGUUGCGCAUUGCGUGCUGCUACGGCCAGGAGAAGCCCGAGUGGAUGGAUGGUGGCGCCAGGCAGCUCGAGGUCGCCCAUAGCCUCAAGCGCCAGAUUCGAGAGCAGGGCCAUCGUCGCCAUGGGAGGCGCCAGACUCAGAUGCAGGAUUCUAGAAACCAAGGCUCACCAGCUUCUGUAUUGGCCAUGGACAGGACAGGUGCGGCGUCCUCGGAGCCACGCGACGACGUUGUCACGCCAGCCAUUGAAGCCGUUCCGUCCACGGACAGCGACCAGGGGAUGGCCCCAGCGGCCGAUCCAUCUCCUGCACCUGUAUUUAUGCGGGACCAUACGAAUGGCACACUUGACGGUUCGGACGCGCGGGAAAGCGGAUCCUCCUCCUCCGGAUGGCCCGACGCGUGCCUGUUCACGUUCUAUCUGGAGAAUCUCCUUCCCUUCCUGUUCCCCUUCUACCGGCCCUCCCUCGCCGAAGGGGGCCGGUUCUGGAUCCUGGACAUCAUGAUGACCAGUCCCGUGGUGCGGCAGACGGCGCUGUGCCAGAGCUCGUACUUCUUCUCGCUGGCGCUGGGGAUCGCCGCGUGUCCGGUGGCCUGGGAAAAGUUGCUACAGCAGACAAACGCGGCCUUUGAGACGCUUCGGCAGUCGUUGCAGACACUAGAUGAUGAUGACGGACGGAGGGGAGGAGGCUCCGAGAACUAUCUCUGCGAGGUGGUCCGCACCUUAGCCGGCGUGAUGCAGUUGCAGCGCUUUGAGAUGUCGGUGUCGAGCUUCGAGAAUUCCCAGGCCCACCGCAGUGCAGCCAUCGCCCUCUUUCGCCGUGUGGUCGACAGUGCCGGCAUCGAAGAAGCAUGGUCGUCGUCAACCUUCGACACCGUCUUGAGUCGCCUCGGCACUUCCUCCUGGACACUGCCGGCGCAGUGCAUCCAGGUCCCCAGCGCCGAGCAGGCGGCCUUCCGGUUCUCGUCCGCGCUGGUGAUCCUCGACGACAUCGUCGCCAGCACCGUGCUGCAAAAGAAACCGACCCUGUACACGUACCACCACUUCCUGUUAAGUGGCAGCACCGAUGAGUCGCGCCCGCCUCCACUCAACCUCGAGGCGAUUUGCGGGUGCCAGAACUGGGUCUUGCUCCAGAUCAGCGAGAUUGCCGUACUUGAUUCCUGGAAGCAGGAAUGUAAGAGGGCCGGCGACCUCGACGUCAUGGAGCUCGUCCGCCGCGCCGCGCCGAUCAAAGAGACGCUGCUAGCUCAACUGGCACGCCUUGAGGCCAAUCUAGGAAAUCCCUUGAAAGGAACACACAGCAAUAUCCUGGAUGGUCUGUUCACGCCAUACUACCAGAGCGAGACUCCAGGGCAUUCAGCCGCGGGCAGCACCGUGCUGGUCACCAGCGUGUGGGCCAACGCUGCGCUUCUGUAUCUGUUCGUUGUGGUGUCCGGGUGGCAGCCUUCCAGCAGUGACGUGCGGUAUCAUGUCUCCCGAGUCAUCGAGUUGCUGACGUAUCAGCAACGAUCUAGGCCGGUACUGCUGCGCACCAUGGUCUGGCCUUUCUGCGUGGCCGGAUGCCUCGCACGGCCGCAGCAGGAAGAUUGUCUGCGGCAAAUGGUGGAGGUCCUCCAACCACCCAGCGUCUUUGGGACGGUUUACAAGGCCCUCGACAUCAUGGAGGAGGUGUGGGGUGGUCGAGAGAUGAGAGAUGUCGCGACGUGGGAUCUGGCUGCUUGCUUGAGAUGUCAGGGGGACCUGGUGCUACUCGUGUAA
Molecule: messenger RNA, 1839 nt
Organism: Fonsecaea erecta
Lineage: Eukaryota; Fungi; Ascomycota; Eurotiomycetes; Chaetothyriales; Herpotrichiellaceae
Exons: 1
Coding region: 1-1839 (612 amino acids)
Biological process (GO): positive regulation of transcription by RNA polymerase II
Cellular component (GO): nucleus
Molecular function (GO): zinc ion binding; transcription cis-regulatory region binding; DNA-binding transcription factor activity, RNA polymerase II-specific
Source: RefSeq, a predicted model, not a curated record